Messenger RNA from Zymoseptoria tritici IPO323, 1766 nucleotides. RefSeq lists its product as uncharacterized. The transcript is spliced from 2 exons. The record is from RefSeq and is a predicted model, not a curated record. NCBI's taxonomy places the organism in Eukaryota, Fungi, Ascomycota, Dothideomycetes, Mycosphaerellales, Mycosphaerellaceae. The coding region runs from base 74 to 1519 and encodes 481 amino acids. Gene Ontology annotation, molecular function: translation initiation factor activity. Gene Ontology annotation, cellular component: cytoplasm; eukaryotic translation initiation factor 3 complex. Gene Ontology annotation, biological process: translational initiation.
CUGACCGCGACAUACACGACAAUCCGCCGAUCGAACACCCGCACCUCCUUCACCUGCACGACACAUUCUCAUCAUGAGCGGGCGACCAGCGCCCCAGGCGCAACGGCCCAUCGACGACGACUCGGACGCGGAAGAGGAGGCACUUGCGAAUGAUUACCGGGAGCAGGUUGGCUACGAAGAUGGACAGGAAUAUGACCUCGACCGAUCAUCAUCCCUCGGCGGCGCACAAGAUCUGCAGGCACAACUGGCAGCGGCAGCAACACCACUGGAGUACGGCGCCUCGAUCGAGUUGAAGACACAAAGCUACGACAGCUACUGCAACCUUUUCCACUACAUCCUCAACAGUGAGGGUCCCGUGGACAUUGAAGUGCCUUCGCGACAAUACUACUGGGCGUGGGACGUCAUUGACGAGUUCAUCUACCAAUUCAACUCCUUCUGCUCAUACCGCCAACGAGUCGCAUUUCAGCAAGGUCAACCCAACGCGAGCGCCUCGGACGAUGAAGUUGCCAUGCUCCGUGACAACCCGAACACCUGGGGAUGCUACUCGGUGCUCAACGUUCUCUACUCGCUCAUCCAGCGAUCCCAGAUCAGCGAGCAAUUGGCCGCACGAAAGAGAGGAGAGGAUCCCGCACCAUAUGCCGGCGAUUACGGCAACCGCCCACUGUACCAAAUGUUGGGCUACUUCUCCAUCAUCGGUCUGCUGCGUGUACACUGCUUGCUCGGAGACUUCAGCUUGGCUCUCAAGACUCUCGACGACAUCGAGCUGAACAAAAAGGCCAUGUUCGCGCGUGUCAUGGCUGCCAACUUCACGACAUACUACUACGUUGGAUUCUCGUAUAUGAUGAUGCACCGCUACGCCGAUGCCCUCCGCGCAUUCAACCACAUCCUCAUCUACGUCUCGCGCACCAAGAACUUCCAGAAGGGUGCCCAAUACGACAGCAUCUCCAAGAAGAACGACCAAAUGUACGCACUCGUGGCCAUUUGCGUGGCAUUCCACCCAACCCGAUUGGACGACACCAUCCACACCGCUCUCCGUGAGAAGUACGGCGAGCAGCUCACGCGCAUGCAGCGUGGUGGUCCCGAGGCUCUGCCCAUCUUCGAGGAGCUCUUCCGUACCGCAUGCCCCAAGUUCAUUUCACCGACACCUCCCGACUUUGAGAACCCUCACCUCAACCCCGAUCCGAUCGAGCACCACCUUUCCAUCUUCAUGAACGAAGUCAAGAACAACAUCUUUGCGCCUACCGUCCGCAGCUACCUCAAGCUCUACACCACUAUGGACCUUACCAAGCUCGCCGGCUUCCUCGAGGUUGACCCAGACACUCUUCGCAGCUGGCUCCUCGUCAACAAGCAACGCAGCCGACAAGUGCGUCACACUGAUGGCGGCUUGUUGGAGGGUGAGGUCGUGAACUCGAGCGACCUGGACUACUCCAUGGAGGGUGACCUUAUCCACGUUUCCGAGGCAAAGGUUGGACGGAGACUGGUAGACUGGUAUCUGAGGAAUUUGGCAAGGACGUAUUGAGAUGGGGGUCUGAAUUCAUGAAAAAGCAAUCUCGGAAUACGCGAUGAAGGUCAGGGAGAGCCUGCGUGUAAGAGCACGGAAAGCAUAGCCAGGCGUUUCAAGGAGGGUCCGAAUUUCAUGCGAUGCUCUCGCAUGUGGCAGGGUGUGGGAAGCGGGCGAGACACGUCGAAGCAGUGUUCAGCUGCUAUGAUGAACAAAGACGUUGAAGCCUGCGCAGUGAAAGAUGCUGCAUUUGCAUGGCCUGGCC